Molecule: messenger RNA, 2953 nt
Organism: Cucurbita moschata (crookneck pumpkin)
Lineage: Eukaryota; Viridiplantae; Streptophyta; Magnoliopsida; Cucurbitales; Cucurbitaceae
Product: protein RTF1 homolog
Exons: 2
Coding region: 562-2538 (658 amino acids)
Cellular component (GO): Cdc73/Paf1 complex
Molecular function (GO): RNA polymerase II C-terminal domain phosphoserine binding; DNA binding
Source: RefSeq, a predicted model, not a curated record
UGGGGAUGGAUGAGUAAUGUUCGCCAUUUAAGGCAGUAGCAUGAGUUAGUUCAUUAAAACAAGUGGUAGGAGUAACUUGUUGAGGUAGCUCUUGUAGUCAGUUAUUUAGUGGCAACUAUGAGUAUGAAGGAGAAGUUUGUUAUAUUAGCCUUGGCAGGAAGUUAUAAUUACAAAUAUAGUAAGGUGGUGAGAAAUUUGGGAGAUUUUGAGAUUAGUUUGUGGUAGAGAGAUAUCCUCGUAACUUAAAGAACCUAUGUUCCGACUCAGCCCAACUAUUGUGCUGCUCUAAUUCUUCGUCAAUUGAUUUAAGACUAUUCAUAGAAUUUUUACCUGAGUAAUCUUGAGGAGGGGGAGAACUUCUCAUAACUGCUGAUGAAAUUCUACUGCCAAUCUCUUAAUGAGUUGAUCAGCUUCCAGUUGUAAAUUACACUUUCUCAGUUUUUUUGGGGGUAGUAUGUGUUUCAUGGAGAUGUGGAGGGUGGCUUGUGUUUCCUUCGAACAUCUUGAUGGACAGGAGGGAAAGUCACAGAAGUCACAGAUUUUGGUGUCAGAGGCUGUGAUAUGGCAGAUCUAGAAAAUUUACUUCUGGAGGCUGCUGGAAGAACUAAUGCAGCAGGGAGGAAUCGACACUCUCAUCCGCCAUCUCGAAGACAGCGUGAGGGUUCAUAUUCUGAUGCUGGAAGUGACUCUAGGGAUGAUGACUCAGAUGAUGAUCGUGGUUAUGCUAGCAGGAAGCCUUCUGGAUCUCAGGUUCCUCUGAAGAAGAGGCUAGAUCCUGCUGAAAGAGAUGAUGAUGCGGGCAGCCAAGAAGAAGGGGACAAUGAAGAUGUUGGUUCAGAUCGUGAGGGUGACAGCAGUAAUGAAUCUGACGUUGGGGAUGAUCUUUAUAAAGAUGAUGAUGACAGGCGCAAGCUUGCUGGUAUGUCUGAACUUCAAAGGGAGAUGAUUCUUUCAGACAGAGCGUCAAAGAAGAAUGAUAAGCAUUUAUAUGAAAGCUUAAGAGCUAAGAAGGAUAAAGGGAAGACUGCUCCAUCUCGGAAAGAGAUCUCACCUCUCCCAUCAUCACGUAUUAGAUCGUCUGCUAGAUCUGCUGAUAGAGCAGCUGCGAAAGAUGAUGCUUUAAAUGAAUUGCGUGCAAAAAGGUUGAAACAGCAGGAUCCAGAAGCUCAUCGUAAAUUGAGAGAUGCAUCAAGAGGGAAUGCUAAUAAUCGAAGGUUCUCACCAACAAAACGAAAGCCCUUCACUGCUCCUAGUUUGAGUAGCUCAAGUGAAAGUGAAAGUAGGUUUCAAAGUGAAGAUGAAGAGUCUACAGGAGAUGGCGGAAUGGUUGACAGUGAUGAUGAAAGAUCCAUGUCUGGUUUAAAAGGGCCAACAUUUGAGGAUAUCAAGGAAAUUACUAUUCGUAGAUCAAAGCUUGCAAAAUGGUUAAUGGAACCAUUCUUUGAGGAGUUGAUAGUUGGGUGCUUUGUGAGAGUUGGAAUCGGGAGAUCAAGAUCCGGGUCUAUCUACCGGCUCUGCUUGGUGCGCAAUGUUGAUGCAACAGAACCUGAUCGUCAGUAUAAGCUAGAGAACAAAAUCACACAUAAAUAUCUUAAUGUUAUUUGGGGAAACGAAAGUUCUGCUGCCAGGUGGCAGAUGGCUAUGGUAUCGGACUCUGCACCACUUGAGGAUGAAUAUAAACAAUGGCUUAAGGAGGUAGAGCGAACUAAUGGUCGGAUGCUGAGCAAGCAGGAUGUAUUGGAAAAGAAGGAAGCUAUACAGAAAGCCAACAACUUUGUCUACUCAGCGGCCACAGUGAAGCAGAUGUUGCGAGAGAAAAAAUCUGCUUCAUCAAGGCCAUUAAAUAUUGCAGCUGAGAAGGACCGGCUGAGGAGAGAGAUGGACGUAGCACUAAGCAAAAAUGAUGAAUCUGAGGUUGAGAGGAUCAAGGCAAGGCUGCAGCAAUUAGAGGCAUCCAGGAGGUUGCAGAUGAAAGAUACCAAGGCAAUUAGGUUAGUUGAGAUGAACAGGAAGAACAGGGUGGAGAACUUCAAAAAUGCAUCAGAACUAAGACCCUUGAAAGACUUGAAAGCUGGAGAGGCCGGUUACGAUCCCUUCUCAAGGAGAUGGACCAGGUCAAGGAAUUACUAUGUUGGAAACGCUGGUGAAGCCAAUGGGGCUGCGGAAGCAGGUGGCAACAGUGAUAAUGCAAUGCCUGUAUCAGAGACUAAUAGAACAGGAUCUGGUCGGACUGCAGAAGCUGGCAUGGCAGCUACAGCAGCGGCAUUGGAAGCUGCUGCUGGGGCUGGAAAGUUGGUUGAUACUAGUGCUCCUGUAGAUGGAGGUACAGAAUCAAACUCGCUGCACAACUUUGAGCUGCCUAUAUCAUUGGCUGUGCUUCAGAAAUUUGGUGGACCCAUGGGAGCUCAGGCUGGGUUCUUAGCAAGGAAACAGCAGAUAGAAGCCACAGUUGGACGUCAAGUCCCUGAGAACGAUGGGAGGCGGCAUGCCCUGACACUGACUGUUAGUGACUACAAGAGAAGAAGAGGGCUUCUUUGAAACUCGAUGGCUGCAACUAAAUAGUACGUCAUUCGAUAUUACUGCUCCGACAUAGCGUGUUCUGGUCUUCGAGGAUUUGGCAUAUAAACAAUUAUCGAGUUGGUAAGGUAACUGUUAGAAGCGCCCUUAAGUUGAACAAGAAAUGCUUCCUGAUUGCGGCAAAUCUUUUGAGCCUGUAAGAAAUCCGUGUAGUUCUGAUUAAUUUUGCCACAUUACCACUGCUGUGGCCCCUUGUGUUCAGUGAUUUGCCAAGUCUGAAACAGUUGAGAGUUGUCUAUGGUUCGAGUUUUCUUUUGUGUAUGAAAUUUGUGUAUGUUUCAAGAUUUGUAAGUGAAGAUUAAAUCCAUCCAGUCACGGUGAAAACUCCUGUUACUUCUUAGGGUUAUUUAUACAUGAUUUUCAGAAUUGUUUUGCC